AUGCCUCGCUAUUCUCUCUUGCUCUUGAUUAUAAUUCCUAUUGCCAAUGGAUACAUUUUCGAUCCAUCUCGAACACGAAAAGUUUUGAUUGUGCCGAAAAACAAAAAUGGAUGGCACGAUUCUGCAACUUUCGCGCCUAUCGAUCCUAUACAAAUAGGGACCCAGGACUGGGAAGAUCUCACGGAAGUGGAAAGGUACUACUUGGAAACUAAAGGCACCCUUCGGUUCAGUGGAAGUAGUGCUUAUGACUAUGGGAAUCAGGAGUUGAAGGACGACUAUGAUGUUAGCGAUUACAUUGAUGAGGAAGACAAGGAAGACGAUGAUGAGAAAGGAUCUGGAGACUAUGGUGACGUCAGCAAGGAGGAUGAGGAUUCUGAAUAUGAAGGUUACCUUGAAGACGAAUUCGACGACUACGACAACCAAUAUGAGUAUGAUAAUUAUUAG
Messenger RNA from Caenorhabditis briggsae, 444 nucleotides. The record is from RefSeq and is a predicted model, not a curated record. The coding region runs from base 1 to 444 and encodes 147 amino acids. The transcript is spliced from 2 exons. NCBI's taxonomy places the organism in Eukaryota, Metazoa, Nematoda, Chromadorea, Rhabditida, Rhabditidae.